Messenger RNA from Leptopilina heterotoma, 2853 nucleotides. Its product is annotated as CLK4-associating serine/arginine rich protein-like. Lineage: Eukaryota; Metazoa; Arthropoda; Insecta; Hymenoptera; Figitidae. The transcript has 14 exons. The coding region runs from base 217 to 2469 and encodes 750 amino acids. The record is from RefSeq and is a predicted model, not a curated record.
GAUUUGAUGGAAUAUAUCAUGACAAGAUGAUUGACUUUUGUGAAGAGUUAUAGUUUUUUUUAUUCCAAUUAUGUUAAUGUGUGUCGAAAUAUAUUUUUUUGUUAGUUUAUUAAUCAAUUAACAUCUUCCAUUAUUCAUGUUUAACUAUUAUUAACCUUUUUUAAAAGAAGGUUUAUAUCACUUAUGUAAACAGUUGUUUUGUUACAAUAAAAAAAAAUGAGUUUUAUGGUUAAAAAAACGGGAGGCAGAAUGUGGCAUGAGGCUCGCAAACAAGAGAAGAAAAUUAGAGGAAUGUUAGUAGAUUAUCGUAGACGAGCUGAACGUCGUCGAGAUUAUUAUGAAAAAAUUAAAUCAGAUCCUACGCAAUUUCUCCAACUACAUGGAAGACCUUGUAAAAUUCAUUUGGAUGCUGCAGUUGCUACAGCUGGUGAUAGUCCAGCAAAUAUGAUGCCGUGGCAAGGAAAUGAAGAAAAUCUUAUUGACCGAUUUGAUGUGAGAGCACAUCUCGAUUGGAUUCCAGAUGCAUCUCAAUCUUUAGAAGUCGACAUUGCUCUUACAAGUGAAGAUAGACAUAUUAAUUAUGAGCGAUAUCGCAUAAUUGUUCAAAAUGAAUUUUUAGGAGUUACUGAAGAAAAAUUUUUACAUCAAAUACAUCUGGAGGAGCAAUUUGGUUCUUCAACGAAACCAGAUUCCGUGAAAGAUAAAAAACGUUCUAGUAAUAAUGCUGCAAUUGGUUACAAUUAUGAAACGGAUGAACCUAUUUUAGAGCCUUCUAAAGUAUCUGAAUCAAUUGCAAGUGAUGAUAAACAAGACGAUGAGGACAGUGACAUUGAUUUAGACAUUUGCGUCGAUGUAUCACAAAUAGAACCUUCACAAGCUCAUGAAAUGAAUCAAGUCGCACAAAAAUAUGGACUUUUGGGUGCUGAUUACUUCAGUUUUUUAACACAAGAUUUCGAAGAAGCAGAAACGCUGAGGCAAGCCCGUAAACAGGAGGAAGAAAAGGCCAUGUAUUCUGGUAGAAGAUCGAGAAGAGAGAGACGAGCGUUUAGGGAGAAAAAAAUGAUAGGUCGUGUUAUGAGUCCGCCUAGUUAUGCUGCGCGAGAGAGUCCAGAGUAUAAUCCAUAUCGGAAGUCAUCUUCCAAAUCUCGAUCACGUUCAACAUCACCAGUAAACACUGGUCAAAUCACCUACAUCACAAGCUUCGGCGAUGAGGAAGAAGCGCACACCAGCACUUCCCACAAUACUUGUUUCAAUUCCAAGCGUAUCAAUUAUUCAAUUCUAAAAAAAAGAAGAUCAGAAAGUCCAGCAUUUACUGAAAGAAUGAUAAAUAGAAGGACCUCGAGAUCAAGAAGUAAUUCCCGAUCAAGAUCUUAUAACUACUACAAGUUUUAUGACAGGAAACGAAACUCCUCACGAACUAGGAAUAGACCAACAAAUUCAAGAUCGGAUAAAUAUUCUCGCUCUAGAAGCUAUUCAAGGUGGUCACGUUCUCGUUCACGAUGCAGAAAUAGAUUCAGCAAAAGUAGAUCACGUUCAAAGUCCCGAUCAAUAUCAAGUUCCACACGCAAAACACGAUCACGUUCACGUCAAAGGAGAUCGAGAUCAUCUAAUUCCAUCACAUCGAAGGGAUCGCACUCGCAACCGACUUUUAAAAACAGAUCUCGCUCAAGAUCAAAGUCCAAUUUAAAGUCCCACAAUAGAAGUCGAUCUCGAGAUAGUUUUCGUCGAAAACAAUAUUCCGAGUCUAGAUCCAGAUCCAGAUCGCGAUCGAGAUCACGAUCAAGAUCAAGAUCAAUGUCAAGGUCGAGAUCCAGAAGUAAAUCACGAUCUAGGUCUAGAAGCCAUUCUUGUAAUCGAUCGAGGAGUAUUGAAAGCAAAGUUCCAGCCUUACCAAGGUAUUAUGGUCGUCGUGGAAAAUCUUCUAGUCUUGAAUUAGAUCUUUCUGGAAAUGAAGAGAAAUUAUCCUCAGUGACUAAAAGUUCAUCUAUUAAUACAAGCAUGAUCAAACCAAAGGCAGGGUUAAGUACAAAUUCUGGUGGCGGACACAAAAUGGUAAAAAUAACUCCUCAAGAACGCCUUAAGAAGAAAAUGCAAGUUUUAUUAAAUAGACAAUAUAAAGCUGACAAGAAGGCUGAACAAUUAAGAAUUGAAAAGAUGGAGCAACAGAGACAGGAUCGAGAAGAUGAGAUUCGUGAAAUGUCACUCAAACUUCGUCGGAAACAACGAGAAAGACGACAUCGCUACGAAGGCGGACAUACAUCAGAUUCCAAUUCUUCAGGCUCAACAUCACCUAGUCCAGGACGUAGUCCUCGAAAUAAGCUCUCAAGUCGAGAUCGAAGAAAUCGUGAUAAUAAAGAAAGUGAAUUUGAGGCAGACAAAGAUAAACAGAGAGAUAGAGAAGAUAGAGAUAAAAAUAGGCAAAACUAUCGUAGACGACACAAAAGCAGUCGAAGUUUAGUCGAUUACUGACCAAGCUGGGGGACUGUUUCGAAAUCUUCCAAAAGUGAAUUAAAGUGAAAAAGACUUUGUUAAAAAAAUUUUGUUAAAAUCAUCGUUGAAUUUUUAUGUAUUAUACGUCAAUUACUACUAUCUAGUAUGUUAAUGAAAUAAAAAAUUUCCGAUAUGUUCUGUGUCAAAAAAAGAAUUUAAUUUUGCCAACAAAUAUUAAAAGUUAUUAUCAAAAAAUCUAAAAUGUUAAGAUAAUUUUAUAUAACAUAAUUCCAUUCACAUAUUAGAUACUAUAAAAAUUUAAAAAACUACAUAAACUAUCUGUGAUCACAAUUUAUAUUAUUUAAAUUAUAAAUCUUCCUUUGUAUGAAAUGAGACUAUAAAAUAAAUGCACUAAGCUAUUAA